AUGCUACCAGCACCCGUUCGUGCCGUCUCCUUUCCAAAUGAAAGCAGGUUGGCAUCGUCAUAUAAAUCCGCUUAUUUUGUUGACGCAUUUGCUGUGUCCCUUCCAGUAACCAAGUCUGGAGAAUACAGCCCAGAUGCCCUUGCGCGGGCUUUUCUUUGCGAGCCACCUGUCUGGUUUUCAGUCCUGAUGCGGAUUAGAGAUGGAGUUAUGUCAAUCUUUGGCGUGAAGCGCUCCACGGAGAUACUGGCAGCGGCCGAGGAAAAAGGCAUCGAUACUAUUACAGUAUUCCCUGUCAUCUCGCGCGCGGAGAACGAGAUUGUCUUGGGAGAGGCUGACAGUCAUCUCAACUUUCAGAUUUCAAUUCUGACACGAGAUCAGCAUUUUCCAACGGGCUAUAAGGACAAUAAUAGAGAAGGCAAGGAGAUGGUCGCAACAACGGUGGUUCAUUGUCAUGGGCUCCUUGGGAAGGCCUACAUCGUGGUCAUUAAAGCCUUUCAUGUCAUGAUCGUCAAGUACUGUUUAGCGAGGGUACCAGGAAGGAUUACAACAGAUAAUUAG
Messenger RNA from Penicillium psychrosexuale, 558 nucleotides. RefSeq names its product DUF2867 domain-containing protein. The record is from RefSeq and is a predicted model, not a curated record. The coding region runs from base 1 to 558 and encodes 185 amino acids. NCBI's taxonomy places the organism in Eukaryota, Fungi, Ascomycota, Eurotiomycetes, Eurotiales, Aspergillaceae. The transcript has a single exon.